ACACGCACACGUUACAGCGCGUGCCCACAAUGCAGAAACCGCGCGCCCUCCAAAAACAGCGAUUUAAUUCUGCAAAAGCGAACUCGCUGAUCCAAUCAAACGUCAUUGCGUCAGAGGCGCAGUUGUGUGCGUCAGGAGCGCCACAACGUGCAGAGCUGUGCGCGGAAUAACUGUGCAGCGUUAAUAACUAUAGUCAGAUACUUUAGCUGUCUUUACUGCAGCGCAACUUUUUAAAAUGUAGUUUUGUUUUUGUUUCCUGUCCCUUGGAGGACAUGUCUGCGCGCGGGCAGCCGGACCUGUCUCACUUUAGAUCAUUUCAGCUUUAAAUCCAGACCAAGUCAGCAUGGAGCCUCCAGCCGGCCCGGGACCCGGUCCGGUGGAGUUAGAGGUGACGGCGGAGAACGUGGAGUCGGCUCUCUACCAGCUCUACUUUGAUCCCGACAUGGAGCAUAAAAAUGUGGCCCAGAAGUGGCUGACCCAGGCCCAGUCCUCCGCUCAAGCAUGGCGGUUCUGUUGGGUCCUGCUCGGGCCAGACAAGAUCCCAGAGGUCCAGUUUUUUGGGGCCAGCACCCUCCACGUUAAGAUCUCUCGUCACUGGGGUGACCUGCUCUCAGUUCAGCACGAUGACCUCCGGAUGCAGCUUCUUUCUCAUAUCUUACACUUCUCCUCCGGGCCCAAAAUGGUGCUGACCCGUCUGUGUGUGGCCUUGGCCUCCAUGGCCCUGAACCUGAUCCCACAGGCCUGGUCCCAGCCAGUGGCAGACAUGGUAAAGGCUUUCCAGCCACAGAAACCUGACUCAGAAGAUGGUGCAAAGGCUUGUCAGGACCCCCACUCACACUGCAUGACUCUGCUGGAGCUUCUCACCGUACUUCCAGAGGAGUUCCAGAGCUGCCGUCUGGCCCAAGCACGUCGAGCCCAGCUGAGGGAUGCUUUAACGGGGGAGUGGUCUGUGGUGUGCACGGUCCUCAGACAGCUCUUGCAAAGCCAAGACUCAUCAGAUCAGGUAAAGGAGAAGGUGCUCCGCUGUCUGUCCAGCUGGGUUGGGCUGGAUGUGCCAUUAGGGGGAAGCCAUGAACUGGUCCAGGACUGUUUCAGCACACUGUCCAACCCGGCACUGUUUGGCACUGCAGUGGAGACGAUAGUUGACUCCAUCUCACAGCCUGACUGCCAGAGGUACGUUAACGCGCUGCUGAGCCUGAUGCCUCUGGUUCUCGGCCUCUACGAGCAGCUGAAGGCUGCCGCUCAGGACGGGGACAUGGAAACCUCUCACGGGAUCUGUCGCAUCGCUGUUGCUUUGGGGGAAACCCAUUCCAGGGUUCUGUUGGAGCAGUUGGACCACUGGCAGGAAUACCUGGCUCUGGUUAACAUGAUCCUGUUCUGUACGGGCAUGCCUGGACACUUCCCGGUUAAUGAGACCACGAGCUCCCUGACACUUACUUUCUGGUACACGCUGCAGGAUGACAUUUUGUCUUUUGACGAGGAAAAACAGGCAGUUUACCUUCAAGUCUACAGGCCAGUUUACUUCCAACUGGUGGACGUGUUGCUCCGUAAAUCCCACUACCCAUGUCAGGAGGAGUACACCUCUUGGUCCUCUGAUGACAAGGAGCAGUUCAGAAUUUACAGGGUGGAUAUCUCAGACACUCUGAUGUACGUUUAUGAGAUGUUGGGCGCUGAGCUGCUCAGUAACCUCUACGACAGGUUGGGCAGACAGCUGAUGGACCCCCAGCUGUCAGCGGUGUGGCAGGAAACGGAGGCUUUGCUGUUUGGUUUCCAGUCCAUCGCCGAGACCAUUGAUGUGAACUACUCAGAUGUUAUUCCUGGUCUCAUUGGGCUGAUCCCCCGAAUCAACAUCAGCAACGUGAUGCUGGCUGACACAGUCAUGUACACCAUAGGCUCUCUGGCUGAGUGGCUGUCGGACCACCCGGUGAUGUUGGGUGGAAUAUUACCCAUGGUGCUCCGGGGCCUGGCGAAGGCAGAGCUAUCUGUGUCCAGCAUCUCCACGCUGAAGAGGAUCUGCAGGGAGUGCAGGUCCGAUCUCGCGCCUUACGCUCAGGACAUCCUCUCGGUCUCGCAGGAUGUUCUGGUUCAAGAGGUUCAUAAGAGCAGCCAGUGCUCGUGGCUCAUGCAGGCCCUGGGUUUCCUGCUGUCUUCCCUGCCAGAGGAGCAGAUUUUGGGCCGACUGCUGUCUCUCAUCAGCCCUCACAUCCAGCAGCUAGGCUCACUGGUGCAGCAGGAGGCCAAUCCCACCAAUAAGCAGAACAUUGUGCACAUCCUGGGGAUGCUCUCCAGUCUGUUCAGCACACUGGAGACCAGCAGAUGUUCAGAUGGCUCAGAGGGAGCAGCCAGUCCCAGGCUCACACCAAACCCGGUCGUAGUGGUGCUGCAGCAGGUUUUUGCUCUGGUCCAGAACAUCCUCAGCAGGUGGCUUCAUGACUCAGAGGUGGUUGAGGCGGUGUGUGGAGUCUUUGAUAAAUCGGUUCGAACUCUCCUCCAUGAUUUUGGACCCAUGGUGGGUCAGCUGAGUGAGAUGUUGGGACAGAUCUACAGCACCUUCCCACAAGCCUCUGCUCUGGACCUGACACGUCAGCUGGUUCAUAUCUUUGCUGGAGAGGAACAUCACACCUCCAACAUCAGGAGCCUGGUCCAUGCGAUGACAUCAGCCACGCUCUCCAUUUUCCAACAAGAGCCCAGAGAGCAUCCGGAUGUAGCUGAAUCUUUCAUGCAUCUCCACGCUCAGAUUCUCAGGCGGCGUCCAGAUCUGUACCAGUCGGACCAGUUAGAUGUUAAAGCCCUGUUUUUCUGUGGGAUUUUAUCCAUGAAUUUCCCAGAGACACCCACAGUAAAAGCUGCCUGCUUCUUUUUUACAGAGUUCCUGAGCCGCUGUAAGGACAUGCCUGUACUUGAUGAAGUGUUGCAGCGGGACGGAAAGCUGCUGACGGAGACGCUUCUCCAGGCGAUCGGAGGCGGCUCCUCCAGCAGCCCGAUGGAGCAGUUCUCCGAUGUCCUUCUGGGUUUGAACAGACUCUGUCCAUCCCGGCUGUGUGAGUGGCUGGAGGAGAGCCUGCAGGCCCCAGGGUUCCCCUCAGUUCACGUUACCUCAGAGCAGAAACUCACCUUCACUCAGCAAAUCCUGAGGGGACAAACAAACAAGCGUGAGAUUAAGGAGAGCGUGAAGGCGUUCUCCCUGCUCUGCCGAGGCCUGCAGGGCUCUGGAGUCUCACAGUUUUAGGGUUUUGUUCACGCCAGCAGAUCUUCAGUGAGGUUCAAACCCCAAAAGCACUUCCACAGAAUAAUCUGAACCAGAGUCCAGCUCAGAGCUGGAGGAGACACGCUGCGUGGAUCUCAAGCCCUGUCCACACGUAGCCGGGGAUCUGCCAAAACGUAGAUAUUUUUCCACGUUUUGGCCUGUCAUCCACACGAAAAUGGAUCUUUUUUAAAACUCCGGCCAAAGUGAAGAUCUGCGUUUUCUCCGUUUUGGGUGUCUGCGUGUGGACAGACAAAACCGGAGUUUUAAGGUCCGCAACGUCACUUUCCGCGACAAAAAAUGCUGACAUCACGUGUGCGACCUGUGUUUACACUAGCCGACAGCAUGGAUGCCCUCAGAGCUGCGCUCGCUUUAUCAACUGUCCAAGCGCUUUUUGCUUGUUUGUUUUUGCAAGUGGAAUUACUGCUCCUUGCGGAAGACCACAGACGAAGGACGAGGUUAAGAACGGGGGAAGUACUGCCGCCUACAGGUCUGGCAUGUCCUUAACAACGUAUUUAUCCGGGUACGUGUGGACAGUUUUUUAAAACGAGGUGGUGUGGAUGCAAGUUUUUGGAGGGGCGGAUAUUCGUUUUUAAAAAUCCCGGCUACGUGUGGACUAGGCCUUAGAAAGACGCCUGGGUCUCAGUCCGGGUGUCCCCCGUGUUGUGAAUGAUGGUCAGGAGGCAAAACACCAGUCGGCAUGUUAGGUGCAGAUGUGAGCAGCUGUUCGUAUACUCAUUUAUUUUCCUCUUGUUGAUGUAAAUCAUCACCCCCCCCCCCCCCCCCAACAAAGGAGCCCCUCAUUAAAAACAUGACAUGAUGCAGCUCAGAAGGCUAAUACAUAAUAAAACAACGUCAUCACAUCCACAACAGAAAAGAGAAGCAGGCUUGUGUUUGGUUUUUUAUCGGUGUGGAGGAUCAUGGGACGUUUCGGCUCUGUCCUGUGGUCAAGUGUCUGAUGGAGGCGGCUGGGAGUGUUGUCAGUUGAUUCUGUGCGGUUGGGCCCUGACCCGGCGGGUUCAUCCUGGAGCGGCCCUCGCCCCAGCGCUUCACUACCGUAUCCUGGUGAACAGAUUCAGCACGGAUUUCGAUUCCUGGCAGCAGAGAAGGAAGUGAAAGAGUCCAAACUUAAAAACUAUUAGUUUGUGUAACAGACGGUAAUGGUUUGGGGGGAUUUCCUGUCAAACAGGAAGUGUUUGCGGUACCUUAGUGCAUCGCGUCUUACUGAAGACGUUCCAGAAACGUAGCGUCUCGUCUCCAGCUCCGGUGACGAUGGCCUCUCCGUCGGGGGACACGGCCUGAGAAAGGAACAGAGCCGACUAAUUAAAGCCAGCUGGUGUGUUUUCACUCAAAUACGUUCACGCGUUCUGGGUAGAGCUGGACACCCAGAGCUGCAACAUCCAGAUGUUCUAAACAUGUCCUGGGACCAGCUCGUUAUGGAUGCAGGAACCAGAACCUGGAGCUGCCGGAGACAUCGGGUCAGGACAAACGUAGAACACCUGGAUGUUUCUGAACCAGCUGACGUAGAAUCCAGAUCUUGAGAGGUAGUCAACAUCUCCUAAAGUUGUCUCACACUUCCCAGCUCAGAGAGACUAAAUGGAGACGACGCUCGCUCCGACUCUGCAGCUUUUAAAAAGCAAAAACGCUUUUCAGCUGCAGAACGCUGGGACGAGUUCAGGAUUCCAGCUACAGGAGAAAAGGUCAUGUGACUCGUGCAGAGUAAUGAGGAACUCUCACAAGCAUUUUGGGACAUGCUGGAAACGUCCUGGCCCAGCGAGACCCGGGCUCUGGAACGGCUGCGGUGUGGCGUUUACACUAGCCGACAGAUCUCUGAUUUGCUAAGUCAGCUUGAAUCUUUUCCUUUUGUUUAGAAGCGUGUGUUACGGUGUGUGUUACGGCGUGUGUUUCAGUGUGUGUUACGGCCCUGCGUGCUCCUUCCUUUUAAAACGGACUGGAAUAUUAAAUUGUUGCAGUUUCAUAAAAAAUUACGUGUGUUCACUCUUGUUGAAUAAAGGAAUUCAGAAGCUGAGACAA
Messenger RNA from Nothobranchius furzeri (turquoise killifish), 5278 nucleotides. RefSeq names its product importin-13. NCBI's taxonomy places the organism in Eukaryota, Metazoa, Chordata, Actinopteri, Cyprinodontiformes, Nothobranchiidae. The record is from RefSeq and is a predicted model, not a curated record. Gene Ontology annotation, cellular component: cytoplasm. Gene Ontology annotation, molecular function: small GTPase binding. Gene Ontology annotation, biological process: protein import into nucleus.